CUGACGGCCAGACAUCCCAUUCACAGUGUAAGUUAGCUAGCAGCAUCAGCUAAUCAAAUCACAGGACUGUACGAGAGAUACGAGUACCUUCCACUGUUUUCUGGCGAACUGUAGCUGAGCAAAUUCGUAUCUUUAAGGAUUAACGUUAACGCAAGCGUUAUCUUGAAAACGGAGAGAUUCCCCUCGUCGUGUCAAGUGGCUGCGAUGAUUUGGACCAAGGAUUUCGUCUUGGUGUCGCUUUUUAUUGUCACUGCAGGUGCUUUGCAGGUGGACAUCAUGCCAGCCCAGGGGGAGAUCAGUGUCGGAGAGGGCAAAUUCUUCCUCUGUGAGGUUGUUGGAGGUGCCAAGGAGAUCGACUGGUUCUCUCCUGCGGGGGAGAAGCUGGAGCCGAACCGCCCGGACAUCACGGUAUCCCGGAGCGACGAAGCCACGUCCACCCUCACCAUCUACAACGCCAAGCUGGACGACGCCGGAACCUACAAGUGCAUGGCUCGCCGUGGCAACGACGAGGGAGAGGCCACGGUCAACGUCAAGAUCUACCAGAAAAUCACGUUCAAGCACGCGCCGACGCCCCAGGAGUUUAAGGAGGGUGAGGAGGCCGUCAUCGUGUGUGACGUGGUCAGCUCGCCGCCACCUCAGAUCAUCUGGAAGCACAAAGGCUCCAAGAUUCAGAUGGAGAAGGAUGUGCGCUUCAAGGUCCUGCCCAACAACCACCUCCAGAUCCGCGGCAUCAAGAAGACGGACGAGGGCACGUACACGUGCGAGGCGCGCAUCAUGACGCGCGGAGAGAUCGACCUCAGACCCAUCAGGGUCGUCGUCAACGUCCUCCCCACCAUCCGGAUCAGGCAUGCGGAGGUGAAUGCGACGGGGGAGGCGGGGCAUACGGCCCUGCUGGCCUGCGACGCUGACGGAUUCCCCGAACCCACCGUCACCUGGGCCAGGAACUCGGAGCUGCUGGAGGGAGGAGACAAGUACACCUUCACCGACGACGGCUCGGAGAUGACCAUCCGAGACGUGCGCAAGCUGGACGAGGGGGACUACACGUGCAUCGCCUCCAACAAGGCCGGCAGCAGCGACCAGGAGCUCAGUCUCAGGGUGUUUGUGAAGCCCAAGAUCACGUUCCUGGAGAACCAGACGACCACGGAGAUGGAGGAGCAGAUCACACUCACCUGCGACGCCACCGGAGACCCCACCCCCACCAUCACCUGGAGCUUCGGCAAGCGCGUGUUCACCGAGGGAGAUCAGGAGCCUCCUAACUGGAUCUAUCAGGCUUCUUGGACUCGGCCAGAGCAGCAUAAGAGCUCGGACGGGAACGUGGUGGUGCGGAGCGACGCGCGGGUGUCCUCGCUCACGCUGAAGGAGGCGCGCUACACUGACGCCGGCCAGUACGUGUGCACCGCUCGCAACGCCAUCGGACACGACGCACAGUCCAUGUUCCUGGAAGUCAGAUAUGCGCCUAAGCUCCUGGGUUCUGUGACCGUGUACACGUGGGAGGGGAACCCCGCCAACAUCAGCUGUGAGAUCCUGGCGCACCCCAGCGAGGUGUCGCUGUACUGGCUACGAGACGGCAUCAUGAUGCCCUCCCCCAACACCACCAACAUCAAGAUCUACAACACACCCACCGCCACCUUCCUGGAGGUGACCCCUGAAUCUCAAAAUGACUUCGGGAGCUACAACUGCACAGCCUCCAAUGAGAUCGGCACAGAGUCCAAAGAGUUCAUCCUCGUCCAGGCUGAGGUGCCGUCGUCUCCCUCCAUCGACCUGGUGGAGCCGUACUCGAGCACGGCCAAGGUGGAGUUCCAGGAGCCGGAGUCUGCGGGCGGCGUGCCCGUCCUCAAGUACCGCGCCGAGUGGAGGCAGGAGGGCAGCAGGGACGGCAAGUGGACACAGCGCGUCUACGACGCCAGAGCAGACGCAGACGUGAGCACUAUCACCAUCACUGGUCUGAAGCCAGAGACGCACUACGAGGUCCGGAUGUCUGCCAUCAAUGGGAAGGGCGAGGGGGAGAGCAGUUUGCCCACCGUCUUUAAGACCGAGCCUGUCCGAGAGCCCAAUGCCCCUGAGCUGAAGGGGAUUCUGCAGCCACCGGGCAACACCUUCAAGGUCAGCUGGAUCAAACAGGACGACGGAGGCUUACCCAUCACACACUACCUGGUCAGGUACAAAGCGAAGAAGUCGGCGGAGUGGAAGCAGGAGGUGAGUUUGCCCAGUGGCAGCGAGUACGCCCUGCUUAACGGCCUGGACUGGGACACCGACUACGACGUGCUGGUGGUGGCCGAGAACAAUAAGGGCAAAUCCUCACCCGCCAACCUGGCCUUCAGGACUGCAGCGGAGCCCGCCUCCACGCCAGAUUCCAUGAGCGACGAUGAAAACCUGAACACGGGCGUGAUCGUGGGCAUCCUGAUCGUGGUGUUUGUGCUGCUGCUGGUUGCCGUGGACAUCACCUGCUACUUCCUGAACCGCUGCGGACUGCUCAUGUGCAUCGCCGUCAACUUCUGCGGCAAGACCGGCCCCGGCAGCAAGGGCAAGGACAUCGAGCAGGGCAAAGCUGCCUACAUAAAAGACGAGUCUAAUCAGCCAAUCGUGGAGAUGCGAACAGAGGAAGAGACCACCGCCAACCACGACGCGGGGGGUCAUACCGAGCCCAAUGAGACCACCCCCCUCACCGAGCCAGAGAAGAGUGUGUCCGAUGACAAGAGCAAGCUGGUGGCGGAGGAUGCCAACGUGAAGACGGCCCCCGCUCCCGCCGACCCCCCCACUGCCCCCGCCACGCAAGCCAACAGCACCGAGAGCCGAGCAUGAUCCCGCCGCCCGCUCACACACACACACACACACACAGACACACACACACACACACACACCCGGCCGCUCCCUCCACGGCCAGGCCAGGGUGUGUCGUCUGUUUCCAGUGCCCUUAAUUCAGUCUCAUGACCAACCAUCCACUACGUCAAUCUAACCAUGUGUGUGUGUGUGUGUGUGUGUGUGUGUGUGUGUGUGUGUCUGAAGCUGUUUUUACAGCUCAAUCUGAGGACAUUCUUACACACCUGCUGUUGGUUUCCAUGUGAACACACACACACGCACACACACAUGCACACACACAGACACACACACACCUACACCUACACACACACACACAAACACACACGUCAUCCAAAGGAAAGAUUGCAUCAUAUCUUGGUGUCCACCCCAUGGUGUUCCCGGGGCCGUGAGGUUUUAGCUGGACCUGUGUGGCCGGAGCCAGGAACAGAUCUAAUAAUGAGAUCUCUACAUGUAACUAUUCAGGACAGAUGAAUAUGAUAGGACAUAUGCCCCUGUAGUUAUUUUAUGAUUUACCAUGUCACCUUGUUCAAGUGUAAAAUGAUGAUUUCUGGUAUUUUUUUUUUUUUAUCUAUCUUGUCUCGCGGGAGGGCUAAACUCCUGAGGUAGUAUGCUGGUCGGCGCCAUGUUACUUUGUGUUUGUACUUCCACCUGUGUAUGACGACCAUGCGCUUACGCUUCAGCGCACAACAGCUGAUAUGGAAGAGCACCAGGGACGCAGGCAUGCUCUGUGUGUGUGUGCGUGUGUGUGUGAGAGAGAGUAUGUGUGUGUGUGCGUGUGUUUGAAAGGUCCUGUUCUCAUUCCUGCAAAUGUGGGAGCUAUUUUUAAAUGAAUGUUACCAUCAGGAGUUUGACAUCUCUUCAUUAUGGUUGUUCUCUCAUAGGUAUCUAAUCUUGGACUAUUUUUAACUCCUAAGGUAAAAUAUAUACCCUUACGGACAUUGACAACUAAUAACAUCAUUAUUUAAACCCAUAGUUAGUCCUCGUGAGUGUCCAGAAGAAAGGAAAAAAAUGUCUCAUUUUUUGUACUGUGUACUUUCAGAGAGCAGUUUGUUUUUCACUGUUGACUGCAAGCUUGUGCACUGUGAUUGUGUUAAUAAAUAGUUAUUUGUUAUACGUUGAAAAGAGAAAAGAAAAAGAUGAAAAGAUGAGGUUCAGCUGCCCAGUCGGGUCCAGCAGCGCCGCAGUGUGUCCUGUUUCCCGUGCGACUGUUUUUUCUUUUUUUUUUUUUUAAAGAAAAAAAAAAAAAAGAUCAGAGAGUGAACUCAGGAUGGCCCACCAAAACUGUGUAUCGCUCUGUGGUCGUUGCCAUGGUGUCAGUUAUUGCAUGGCCGUCUGAUUGGUCGUUUUUUUUUGGCAUUAAAGGAAGAGCCCCGCCCCCUCCACUGCACCUCCCUCCAGCCCGCAGCUCCAUGACGACGGCUGCCGGACUCCAUGGUUACAGAGCCGCUUACGCCUCUGGGCCAGAUAAGAGGCCAGAUCUGAGCCAGGCCACACACACACACACACAAGACACUCCACUUAAGAACUCAAACACACACACACACACACACACACACACACACUCCACAUAACACACAAUCACAGCUUAUACACAUUCCAAACAACUCUCAACAACCCAUCUUCAGCUCCCACACAAGCUCCUGUCCACACACACUACUCACAUGCUCACUCCAGUACACACACACACACACACACACCCCUCCAGCGGAUGGACCCUCUGCAGACACACGCUGCACCUGUAGUGCAGGCUGUGGUGCCACCUGCGGCUUGAGGUGGAGUUGGUGCCGGGGCAGUUAGGGGGGGAGAGGUAACCAGCAGGUCGCCUCUGAGGCUGGAGAAGGGAGCUUCUGCGAGGGUUGAUGGGUAAUAUUUCCCAGAAUCCUCAUAGCCGGGAGAGGGGCGGGGUCUGGCCUUUAAGGUGAUGAAAUCUAUGCUUGUAUUUGACUGUAUAUUUGAAG
Messenger RNA from Sardina pilchardus (European sardine), 4778 nucleotides. It is a transcript of the gene ncam1b, whose product is annotated as neural cell adhesion molecule 1b. The transcript has 20 exons. Gene Ontology annotation, molecular function: protein binding. The coding region runs from base 205 to 2802 and encodes 865 amino acids. Gene Ontology annotation, biological process: cell adhesion. NCBI's taxonomy places the organism in Eukaryota, Metazoa, Chordata, Actinopteri, Clupeiformes, Clupeidae. Gene Ontology annotation, cellular component: membrane. The record is from RefSeq and is a predicted model, not a curated record.